Fusarium verticillioides 7600 is the source of this 2829-nucleotide messenger RNA. RefSeq lists its product as hypothetical. Lineage: Eukaryota; Fungi; Ascomycota; Sordariomycetes; Hypocreales; Nectriaceae. The transcript is spliced from 3 exons. The record is from RefSeq and is a predicted model, not a curated record. Gene Ontology annotation, molecular function: protein binding. The coding region runs from base 1 to 2829 and encodes 942 amino acids.
AUGGAGGAUCUAGCAACUCUCAAGAACAGGCUUCCCAACUCGUUGGGCAACAAUGAUAAUCCGUUCCAACUUUUAGGCGCCGAUCAGGGCUUUGACACAAAGCAACAGGAGCUAGUAAGAGUUCGCUAUGAGGACACAGGGAAGUGGGUGCUGAAUUCCAACGAGUUUAUUUCCUGGAAAGACGGGAAAAGGUUUGACUCUCAAGUUCUCUGGAUCUCGGGUCAGCCUGGUUCAGGCAAGUCGGUCCUCAUGUCGACUAUUAUUGAGUGGGCACUUGAACGGGCCUCAACGUCGAAGAAAGACGUCGUUGUCUACUUUUACUUUGAGGCAAGCCGCAAGGACACUGCACGAGAUGCCUUAUCGAGUCUUCUUGGACAGCUUCUUUCGAAGGACAUUAAGCUUCCAAGCUCAAUUUCAAGCUUCUUGGAAUCGUAUAUCCAAUUAAGGACAGGAACAGAAUCUGGGUCCUCUCCCUUCAACCUGAACGAAGUCACAUCUGCAUUCCUGACUUUGUCACGAGAGUUCAAAUCCGUCACCAUUUGUAUGGACGGGUUAGACGAGUGUAGCGACAUCCAAGACUUACUUAGGUUACUAGAAAGGCUCUUGGAGUCUUCCUGUCGCUUGGUUGUCGCCUCCCGGCCAUGGUUGGAGUUUCAAAAUUUCUUCGAAGGCCAGCUGAAUAUAGAAAUCACAGAGAGAAACAACGCAGAUAUCCGACAAUACUUCAAGACUUUUCUCAAGGAGAACCCGAGACUUGCAAAGAUGAUGGGAGAAAAUCUCUCGAGGGAAGCCGAAGAUGUAAUCGGGCCACGAUCAAAUGGAAGUUUUGUAUGGACAGGUCUCCAGAUGGAACAGCUUCUUCAGCUGACAUGCCGAGCCGAAAUAAAAGAAUACUUGAAAAGCUCUCCAGCAGAUCUUGAAGACAUGUACACGCUUCUUCUCUCUAGGAUAAAAGAACAACAUCCUAGCCGGGUUGAACUCGCAUCCAGAAUCCUUACUUGGCUCACAACAUCCACCCGAUCCUUAACCUUAUCAGAGCUUCAACAGGCGGUAUCUAUCAACACCAACACUGAAAUCUCACACUCUGUUUUUGAUCAGGACAGGACGCCUCCUAUUUCGAUGAUGGAGGAAGUCUGUAUGGGGCUGAUCACAACCGAACAGGCUCAGGAUAUCAUCAAAUUAUCACAUCAUUCACUUGGGAACCUCUUCGCUAAAAACAGAAACCUCAAGGAUAUUCCGGAGAUACAAAAUCCAGAUUAUGUGGUUGUGUGUUGUAUCGCUUGCAUUAAGGCCCCUGAACUCAAGCUUGGGCCAUGCGAAACCGUUGAGGCUUACAAGCAACGGCUGUCAGACAUGCCCAUAGCUCUCUAUGUGGCUGAGAGCUGGGGAUUCCACAUUGAACAGAAAGGCGACUUCUAUAAGAGAAUCGAACAGGUCUUUGAUGCUUUGAAAGAUACUCGACGCUUGGACACCCUUGUGCAGCUUAUGCACGUCGGGGGAAAACCACAUAACGACCAAGACGUCAAACAGUUCCCCACAGACUUUACGACAACACACAUAACAGCGUAUUUUGGCCUUGAAUUAGCACUGCAGCGUGAAAUAAUUUCAUCGAGUCUUACCGAGAAUAUCGAUAACCAAGACUCGUGGGGUAGAACAGCUCUUCACGUCGCGGCCGGAAGGGGUCACCUGUCGUUUUGUGCCAUACUAGUCCAAGCAGGCGCCAGGAUGGAUAUUAAGGAUAGAAACAAUAGGUCUCCGCUGCAUCACGCCGUACUAAGUAGGCAAUAUGAUCUUUUUGAAAUGUUGCUACAUUUUGUACCACAUAACGUUGUCGAAGAAGAAGGUCAAGGGCUUUUGAAGACGGCGGUCCAAGGAGGCCAUCUGGAAAUAGUAUAUCGGCUUUUGGAAAUUGGAAAAGUGGAGGUCGCUGAAGAGACAGUCCGUUUGGCAGCAGCGCAAGGCGACUUUGACAUUGUUGAGGUUUUGAUCGGCCACAGCGAUUUCAAGGGUCUCGACGGGGCGAUGUUAGAAGCCGCACGGCAAGGUUCUGCCCGGGAGGUGUUGCGGCUCUUCGAAAUGGGAGCUGACGUCACAGCAACCGACGGUGACGAGAAAAUGACGGCUCUUCACCAUGCCGUGGUUCAAGAUCAUGCUCCGCUGAUUUCAAGGCUUCUGAGUAUUGGAGCAGACUCUGAAGCCAACGACGCAAAAGGUCGGACCCCACUCUUCAUUGGUGCAGAAAUGGGUCAUAGCCGUGUCGUUGAAGCACUGUUACAAGCGGGAGCCGUCAUGGACGUUAGCGAUAUACGUGGGAGGACUCCCCUUGACGUGGCUGCAGCUGCAGGCCAUACAGACAUUGUUCGCAUGCUGUGCUUCUCUGGGUGUGCACUUCAGCCAAGCGUGGCUGCACUAGAUUCGAAGGGAAAAGACAAACAGGGCGAAGCAGAGGUGAAUGCACUACAAGCCGCCGCACUCGGUGGUUUUGACCAAAUUUUAUGCCUACUAGUGGAAAACGGUUCAGACCCGGACAUGCGAGGCCAGACAAAUCGCACUCCAUUGUCAUACGCCGCUGCUGCUGGACACAAACGAAUUGUUCGGCGCCUGCUAGACUUUGGCGCGGAUGCAAACGCACAGGACUCGAGUAGCCGCACAGCUCUAUCUUACGCCGCCGAGAAAGGGGACAGUCAGAUUGUGAAGGUCUUGUUGGAAAGAGGAGCUAUCGACCUCGCUCUGUCAGAUAACAAGGGGAAGACAGCGCUAGCAUAUGCUAAAGAGCGAGGCGACAAUGAUAUGUUACUAAUGCUAGAGUUAGCAGAAUCAGAUAGUUAA